This is a messenger RNA of Myripristis murdjan (pinecone soldierfish), 1213 nucleotides long. RefSeq names its product proprotein convertase subtilisin/kexin type 1 inhibitor, like (gene pcsk1nl). The transcript is spliced from 6 exons. The record is from RefSeq and is a predicted model, not a curated record. Lineage: Eukaryota; Metazoa; Chordata; Actinopteri; Holocentriformes; Holocentridae. Bases 52 to 1188 code for a protein of 378 amino acids. Gene Ontology annotation, molecular function: endopeptidase inhibitor activity. Gene Ontology annotation, biological process: negative regulation of endopeptidase activity.
AUCAGUCGGAGGAGAGAGUGUGUGUGUGUGGGUGUCGAUCGCCCCGUCAGAAUGGCGAGUCUGUGCCUGCUGCUGCUGAGCGCCGCUCUGAUACACACUGUCCAGUCUCUGCCUACAGCUCGUGCCGGUGGGCGUGGCCUAGAUGUCUCAGUGGGCGUGGCCAGACGUCUGCGCAGGGAGCUCCGUGACUUGCUGCCCUAUGAGGCCGAGAUGCUGACGUAUCCCACCGGGAGGGGGGGCGGGGUCAACGACCCCUACUACCAAUCUGACGACUGGAGGGGGAGGGGCUUGGACCAGGCUCUGCAACGAUUGGUGGAGAGCGACCAGAGGAGGGAGCUGCAGCAGGAAGAGGAACAGGAAGCAGCCUACCUGGCAGCUCUGCUCCGCCUGCUGAGCGAGGCGGAGAGCGCGGGAUUGGUCGGCCCCGGCGAUGUGGACGUGGUGGAGGAGGAGGAGGAGGACGAGGAGGACGAGGAGGAGCCGGGGGACUUCCAGGGCCCGGCCCCCCCGGACUACGAUGAGACGGGCCGGGCGGUGAGCAUGGGCAAGCCCCCGGCGGCCUGGUGGGGCCUGAUGGAGCCGCAGCUCGCCCACGCCCUGCUGCAGAGGGUGGAGCCUCAGAUCGCCCAGGCUCUGCUAGAGCGAGCGAGGCAGGAGAGACUGCAGCAGGCUGCAAGACCUGGACCAGGACUGACCCAAAGACCUGGACCAGGACUGACCCAAAGACCGGGACCAGGACUGUCCAGAGGAACUGACCAGGAGACUCUGAGAUACCUGGUUGCUAGGAUACUGGCGAGCCUUGGCCCCGGCAACGCCGGCAGCCCCUCCGGUCGCCGAGCGAGGAGGGACCUGACUAUCCCAGCCGGAGGGGGCGGGGCCAAUGCUGCCAGCCCCGCCCACAGGAGAACCCGCCGUUCCCUCGAUGACAUGCCGCCCCCGUCGCCUAGCAACGACCCCCCCCUGCUGCGAGUGAAGAGGCUGGAGGUGGAGGAGGAGGAGGGGGGGGAGAACACCACACCCCAGCAGCGUCCCGCCGCCACCGCCGGCCUGCAGAGGAUGAAACGCAUCGAUACCAUGGCAACAGCAGAAGAACUGAAUCAUGGGAGUGGUAGGCGCCGGAGGAGAGCCGCAGUGAACUACGACCCCCAGAUACUGAUUCAGCAGAUCCUACAGUAUCUGGAGGAGUAGGAGGAGGAGGAGGAGGAGGAGGAGG